Adineta steineri is the source of this 1176-nucleotide messenger RNA. NCBI's taxonomy places the organism in Eukaryota, Metazoa, Rotifera, Eurotatoria, Adinetida, Adinetidae. The record is from the annotation of a GenBank genome assembly.
AUGUCUAAAAGUGAUAUAACUAUGAUAAAUGAUAAUAGUGUUGAUGGUUUAAAAGAUCAUUUAGCUGAUAAUGAAAUAUAUAAAAAUUUACGUCGACAUUCUCCAUUAUUGGCAUUUAUUCUUUUAAUAUUUCUUCCUCUAUUAUUAUUUUUCUUCAAUAUUACUUGUACAUUAAGACAUCCUAUUGUAGAAUCAUUUCAACAUGUCCAUGAUAUGUUUAUAUUUGAUGUCGAUUGUUUAGCUAUUGUACUCGGAUGGUUACUCAUUCAAUCCGCUUUUUUCUCAUUGAUUAGAAAACAAUAUUAUCAUCAUAAUGGAAUAAUAGCUUUUGUUUUUUCUCUUGGUGGUGUUUAUAUAUUAAAUUGGUUCGAAAUUAUUCAUGCAUCAUAUAUCUAUGAUAAUAUUCAUAAAAUUCUUGUUGCUUCAAUUAUAGUUUCUUAUUUUAUUGGUCUUUUAUUAUUUAUUAAAGGCAAUGAAACACGUUAUUUAAAACAAAUAAAUCCAAUCGUUGCAUUUUUCUAUGGCACUGAUAUUAAUUUAACUAUAACUGGUAUUGAUUUGAAGUUAUUUUUUGAAUUACGAAUAGGUUUAAUUGGAUGGGCAUGUUUAAAUCUUUGUUUUUUUCUUAAAACAAUCGAAUUAUAUACAUAUCGUCGACCACCUGCUUUUGUUCUUGUUGUUAUUCAACAAAUUUUACAAGCUUUGCAAUUAAUAUGGUAUGAAGAUAUUCGUCUUAGAAAUAAUAACACUAAAAAAGAAACAAUCGGAUUUAUACAUAUAUUCGGUUCUCUUUGUUGGUUUCCUUUUCUCUGGUGUUUACCAUCGCAAUAUUUGAUUCUUGUUAAUUAUCCGAUCAAACGAUUAUAUAUAAUUGUAUCAGUUAUACUUUUUUUACUUGGUAUGUUUAUCUCUCGUCGAAGUAUUCAUUAUCAACAAGAAAUAUCUUCUAAGAAGAAUACUAAAUCAUAUGGAUUGAUUUCAUUGAUAUCGAACUAUUGGACUUUAUGUCGACAUCCAUAUUAUCUUGGUAUAUGUUUACUUGAAUAUAUAUUUAUGAUGAUUUCCUUUCUUUUAUUUAGGAAAUUUGCUAAUACUUAUUUCUUGGACAAUACCUUGCGGCUUAAUGCCUAUUCCAUGGAUGUUACCUUUAUAUUAUCUGCUAGUUAUUUACAAUAG